Molecule: messenger RNA, 3882 nt
Organism: Acanthosepion pharaonis
Lineage: Eukaryota; Metazoa; Mollusca; Cephalopoda; Sepiida; Sepiidae
Source: the annotation of a GenBank genome assembly
AUGUCUUCUUUCUUUCCCUCUUUUUGGUUUCUCAUUAUGUCGCUUGUUUACAUCAAUACAACUUCUUACGUUCUUUCUUUUAUUUAUAUCGUAUUCUUUCUUUCUCCUAUAUUUCCCCUUCUUUUACCUUUCUAUGUAAAUUAUAAAGUAUUCUUUCUUCAUUUCUUCAUUCCUUCUUCUUUUUCGUUUCUUUGUAUUUUAUAUCAUUAUUCUUUAUGUUUUUCUAUUUUCUUUCUUCAUUUCUCUUUCUUUUCCCUUUCUUUGUAUGUUAUAUUGUAUUCUUUCUUUCUUUCUUCAUUUUCCUUUCUGAUCUCUUUCUUUUUAACUUAUAACGUAUUCUUUCUUUCUUUCUUUCUUUUCCAUUUUUUUAUGUGGCAUUCAUUAUUUCUUUCUUUCAUUCUUUCUUCAUUUCCCUUUCUUUUCUCUUUCUUUUUAAGUUAUAACGUAUUAUUUCUUUCUUUCUCUCUCUUCAUUUCCCUUUCAUUUCUCUUUCUUUUUAAAUUAGAUUGUAUUCUUUCUUUCUUCUUUUAUUUCUCCUUCUUUUCCAUUUCUUUGUUAUAUCGUAGUCUCUCUUUCUUUCUUUCCCCUCCUUUUCCCUUUCUUUUUCCCCUUCUUUGUAAAUUAUAUCGCAUUAUUUCUUCCUUUUUUCAUUUGACCUUUUUAUCCCAUUUUAUAUCUCAUAUGUCAGGCGUUCUUUUUUCUUUCUUUUUUCUUUCAUUUUUUUCAUUUCCCAUUUUUUUCACUUCCUUUGUAAGUUAUAUCAUAUUCUUUCUUUCUUCUACAUUUCUUUUUUCUUUCUAUGUAAGUUAUAUCCUGUUCUUUGUCUUUCUUUAUAAGUUAUUCUUUCUCUCUUUCUCCACUUCUUAUCCCUUUCUAUUGAAUUUACAACGUAUUUUUCUUUACUUUCUUUCUUCCAUCAUAUUUCAAUCUUUUCCCUUCCUUUCUAAGUUAAAUCGUCCUCUUGCUAUUCUUCCUUUCUUUAUUUAUUUAAUUUUCCCUUCUUUUCCAUUUCUUUGUAAAUUAUAUUUUACUUUUUCUUGCUUUCUUCAUUUCCCAUUUAUUUCCCUUUCUUUGUACGUCAUAUAUUAUUCUUUCUCUUUUCUUUAUUGUUAUUCUUUGUCUUUCUCUUUCUUCAUUUCCCUUAUUUUCCUCUUUCUUUAUUUUAUCGUAUUCUUUCUUUCUUCAUUAUCCUUUUUUUUCUUUUAUAUAGUUUCGAUAGUUAUAUUGUAUGCUAUACGUCUUUCUGCAUAUUCCCCAUGUUUCCAUUUCUUUGUACGUUUUAUCGUAUUUUUCUUUCUUUUUAUGUUUUAUCGUAUUCUUUCUUUAUUUCUUUCUUUCACUUUCUUUUCCAUUUCUUUGUACGUUUUAUCGUAUUUUUCUUUCUUUUUAUGUUUUAUCGUAUUCUUUCUUUCUUUCUUUCUUUCACUUUCUUUUCCCUUUUUUUGUUACGUUUUAUCAUAUUUUCUUUUUUUUUUUAUGUUUUAUCGUAUUCUUUCUUUAUUUCUUUCUUUCUUUCUUUCUUUCUUUCUUUCACUUUCUUUUCCCUUUCUUUUACGUUUUAUCGUAUUUUUCUUUCUUUUUAUGUUUUAUCGUAUUCUUUCUUUCUUUCUUUCUUUCACUUUCUUUUCCCUUUCUUUGUACGUUUUAUUGUAUUUUUCUUUCUUUUUAUGUUUUAUCGUAUUCUUUCUUUCUUUCUUUCACUUUCUUUUCCCUUUCUUUGUACGUUUUAUCGUAUUCUUUCUUUCUUUCUUUCUUUCACUUUCUUUUCCCUUUCUUUGUACGUUUUAUCGUAUUUUUCUUUCUUUUUAUGUUUUAUCGUAUUCUUUCUUUCUUUCACUUUCUUUUCCCUUUCUUUGUACGUUUUAUCGUAUUCUUUCUUUAUUUCCACCUUUUCCCCUUUCUUUGUCAGUUAUAUUGUAUUCUUUACAUCUUUCUUUCUUUCUUUAUUUCCACCUUUUCCCCUUUCUUUGUAAGUUAUAUGGUAAUCUUUCUCUUUCUUCCUUUCACAUUCUUUUCAGUUUCUUUUGUAUUUUUUGUUUUUCUUUUUUUCUUUCUUCAUUACUCCUUCUUUUCCCUUUCUUUUUCCUUUCCUUACUAAUUUAUAUCGUAUUCGUGUAUUCUUUCUUUAUUUCUUUCUUAAUUUCUUCGUCUUUUCCCUUUCUUUGUAUGUUAUAUCGUAUUCUUUCUUUCUUCACUUCUCUUUCUUUUCACUUUCUUUUUUCGUCCAUCUUAUGGUUUUUAUUUUCCCUCCUUUUCCCUUUCUUUGUUUAUUUUAUCGUAUUCUUUCUUUCUUUCUUUCUUUUAUUCUUUCUUUCUUUCUUUCUUUCUUUCUUUCUUUCUUUCUUUCUUUUCACUUUCUCCAUAAGUUAUAUAGUAUUCUUUAGGUCUUUCUUUCUUUUUUCCUUCUUUUAUUUCUUUCUUCAUUUCCUUUUCUUUUCCCUUUCUUUCUAUGUUAUAUCUUAUUCUUUCUUUCAUUAUUUCCCCUUCUUUUCCUUUUUUAUUUCUAUAUUGUAUAUUUUCUUUCUUCCUUUUCUCAUUUACUUUUCAUUUUCCUUUUUAUAUCAUAUUCGUUCAUUCUUUAUUUAUUCAUUUCCCCUUCGUUUCUCUCUCUUUGUAAAUUAUCUCGUAUUCUUUCUUUCUUUCGAUCUUUCUUCCUUUCCAAUUCUUUCCCUUAUCUUUGUAAGUUAUAUCAUAUUCUUUCUUUCUUUCUUUCUUUCUUUCUUUCUUUCUUUCUUUCUUUCGUUCCAAUUAUUUACCCUUAUCUUUGUAAGUUAUAUCAUAUUCUUUCUUUCUUUCUUUCUUUCUUUCGUUCCAAUUAUUUACCCUUAUCUUUGUAAGUUAUAUCAUAUUCUUUCUUUCUUUCUUUCUUUCGUUCCAAUUAUUUACCCUUUCUUUGUAAGUUAUAUUGUAUUCUUUAUAUCUUUCUUUCUUUUCUCAUUUUCCUUCUUUUCCAAUUUUUUACUUUAUAAGACAUAUCGUUUUCUUUAUUUAUAUCUUCAUUUUCUUUUCUUUUCCUUUUUUGCGUAUUCUUUCUUUCGACAUUUCCCCUUUUCUUUCCUUUCUUUGUUAGUUAUAUUAUAUUAUCUCCUUCUUUUCUCUUUCUUUGCAAGAUAUAUCUUUUUCUUUCUUUCCUUCUUUCUUUCUUCAUUUUCCCAUCUUUUCCUUUCCUUACUAAUUUAUAUCGUAUUCGUUCAUUCUUUCUGUUUCAUUUCCCCUUCUUUUCUUCUUUUUAAAUUUCCCAUAUUCUUUCUUUCUUCAUUUCUCCGUCUUUUCCAUUUUUUGGACUUUUUCUUAUUCUUUCUUUCUUUCUUUCUUUCUUUCUUUCUUUCUUUCUUUCUGCAUUUCCCUUUCAUUUUCUCUUUCUUUUUAAGUUGUAUUAUUUCUUUCUUCAUUUAUGCUUCCUUUCCCUUUCUUUGUAAGUUACAUUGUAUUCUUUAUAUCUUUCUUUCUUUCUUCAUUUCUCCUUUUUUUUGUAAGUUAUAUCGUAUUGUUUCUUUCUUCAUUUCUCGUAUUUUCUUUUUCUUUUAUGCUAUAUUUUAUAUUACAUUCUUUCUUUCUUUCUUUGUAAGUUUUAUCGUAUUCUUUGCUUCUUUCUUUCUUUUGUGUUUCUUUGUAAGUUUUAUCGUAUUCUUUUGCUUCUUUCUUUCUUUCUUUCUUUCUUUCUUUCUUUCUUACAUUCUUAGCUAUCUAUUCAUACUUUUACUCCUUUUCUGUGUUUCUACUCUUUAUUUUUAUCCUAUCUUCUUUUUCAAUUUUCUUUUUUUCGUUUUUCUUUAUUUCUUUCUCUAUUUUCUUUUCUCUUUGCCCUUUCUCUCUUUCUUUCUUUAUUCUUUUUUUCUUUCUUUCUUUCUUUCUUUCAAUAUAUCUCUCCCUUUUCUCUAA